AUGUUCGACCGCCUCCCGUACGAGCUGCUCCGCCGCAUCCUCGACGAGACGCACCCACCCCUGGCCGCCUCGUCAUUCGACUCGCCUCACGCCGCCACCCUCCGCCCCCGCCUGGCCUUCCUGGGCAGCGUCGAGCGCGUCUCCAAGGUCGUGCAGGUCGUCGCGCACGAGCUCCUGUGGCACGCGUUGUGGAUCCGCCCCGUCAUGGCCUCGUUCAUGGACCUCGACCGCAUCCUCGACCCGGCCUGCGAUGGGCGCGAUCUCGUGCGCGUGCUCAACUACGAGCGCCACGACAAGAGCCAAGCCGCUAUCCGGGUGCCUGUCGAGCUCGCGACGGUCAUGCAGGCUCUGAGCCAGAUGCACAAGGUCGUCGAGAUCUCGCUUCGCCAGCCCUACCCGGGCGGCAAGUUGCUCUUCCCCGAGCUGCUCAAGCGGCAGUGUCUGCGCUCGCUCAUCAUCGAGGGCGACCACCUCGAGCUGCUCGUCGCCCCGCAGUUCCUCGACUCGCUCGCCAUGCCCAUGCUCCGUCAUCUCGCCCUCGAGGGUAUCGUCCUGUCGUCGAGGGUCAUCGGUAUCUUGUUCAAGAGUCGCCACUUCCCCGUGCUCGAGACGGUCAGCAUCCAGCGCAUCAUCGUCAACGGCAUGUCCGCGUUUCCCGAGAUCGAGCCCGAGCUCCUGCAGCAGCUCAAGUCGAUCAACGUCGCGCUCGACGAGUGGCACCUGUGCCAGCCCGUCCUCGACGUCAAGGUCAAGCGCGUGCUCGUGCACGUCGACGGCCGCAUCUCGAGGAACAUGGAGCGCAACGCUCAGAGGGAUGGCAUCCCUUGGUCGCCUUCAUCGGUUCAUCUCGGCGUCCAGAACCUCGUCCUCAUGACGGAAGAGUCCGUGCUCUACGAUGGCGCGGUGCCCGAGCUCCUCGCCCGGGUCGCUCGCCUCGCGUCCCUCCUCGUCCAGAGUGGUUACGUCACGACCAUCUUUCGGGCCGUCACGCUCCGGAACAACGUGCCGAGGGCCCCUGUCGGCAGUCGGGCGGCCGAGCAGCAGUGGCGGUCGCUUAGGAGCGAGUGCUACAGCCACAAGGUCGGCAUCUACUACCUCGACGACGCCGCCGACUUCGAGUUCUGGCCGGCGUGGGCGCAAGCCAACCCGUCGCUGCGCAGGAUGGUCGCCGUCACGCAGGAGCGCGACUUGCGCCGCGAGGAGAAGGCUCGGCGCGGGCGCACCGGUCGGGCCUGA
Molecule: messenger RNA, 1236 nt
Organism: Rhodotorula graminis WP1
Lineage: Eukaryota; Fungi; Basidiomycota; Microbotryomycetes; Sporidiobolales; Sporidiobolaceae
Exons: 2
Coding region: 1-1236 (411 amino acids)
Source: RefSeq, a predicted model, not a curated record